Molecule: messenger RNA, 510 nt
Organism: Harpegnathos saltator (Jerdon's jumping ant)
Lineage: Eukaryota; Metazoa; Arthropoda; Insecta; Hymenoptera; Formicidae
Gene: RpL35
Product: ribosomal protein L35
Exons: 3
Coding region: 93-464 (123 amino acids)
Biological process (GO): maturation of LSU-rRNA from tricistronic rRNA transcript (SSU-rRNA, 5.8S rRNA, LSU-rRNA); translation
Cellular component (GO): cytosolic large ribosomal subunit; ribosome
Molecular function (GO): structural constituent of ribosome; mRNA binding
Source: RefSeq, a predicted model, not a curated record
GUUGGCUAUUCCGUUCUUCACCAACUUUACAGUUUGCAGCUUCCUUUCUACCUUUUGAUUGUCCUUUGGCAGUGUAAGAAACGCGAUCCAAGAUGGCAAAGGUAAAGUGUUCUGAAUUGAGGACAAAAGAUAAGAAGGAGUUGCUCAAGCAACUCGAGCUGCUAAAAACAGAAUUGACCACUUUGAGGGUGGCUAAAGUAACUGGAGGAGCAGCUUCUAAAUUAUCUAAGAUCCGUGUUGUAAGAAAGGCUAUUGCACGUGUCUAUAUUAUUAUGCACCAGAAGCAGAAGGAAAAUCUUCGUUUAUUUUAUAAAAAUAAGAAGUAUAAGCCCCUUGACUUGAGGCCCAAGAAAACUAGGGCUCUGCGUCGUGUUCUUACUCCUUACCAGGCCAGCAGAAAGACAUUGAAGGAGAUACGAAAGCAUUCUGCAUUCCCACAGAGGAAGUAUGCUUUGAAAGUAUAACGUGUACAUCUUUACUUAAUACGCAAAAUAAAUAUUUCAUAAAAAA